This is a messenger RNA of Lacerta agilis (Sand lizard), 2342 nucleotides long. RefSeq names its product NMDA receptor synaptonuclear signaling and neuronal migration factor (gene NSMF). NCBI's taxonomy places the organism in Eukaryota, Metazoa, Chordata, Lepidosauria, Squamata, Lacertidae. The transcript has 16 exons. Gene Ontology annotation, biological process: positive regulation of neuron migration; regulation of neuronal synaptic plasticity. The record is from RefSeq and is a predicted model, not a curated record. Bases 150 to 1781 code for a protein of 543 amino acids. Gene Ontology annotation, cellular component: cytoplasm; nucleus.
GCGGACUCCGCUCGGCCCGCCGAGGCAGCAGCAGCAGCCGAGAUCGCAGCCUGUCCCCAGAGUUGGGGGUGGGGGUCGGCAUGGGCGGUGGUGGCAGCGGCAGUGGCGGCUCCGCGCGGCGGUGGCGGCGAUGAGCUUCGAGGAGGACGAUGGGCACGGCCGUCUCCAAACGCCGCUCGCUCCGCAACGAGGCCGUGGCGUCGGUGGCGGCCAAAGUCAGAGCGGCGAGGGCUUUUGGAGAUUAUCUCUCUCAGAACCAUCCGGAAGGCCAGAAUGGUUCAGAUCACCUGCUUGCUGAAUCCUACGUUGGGCAGGAGGACUCCCCAGAUAUGCACCAGGGAGCCCAGAACAAGCGCCGCCUGUCCCUCAUCUCUGAUGGCAAAUUCGAACACAGCUUCUCAGAGGAGCGUGGCGAGAAGCUGGCAGGCGAGGGGCCUAAACCACGGGUCUACACUAUCUCCGGGGAGAGGCCUAUGCUCUCCCAGCACCAGAGUGAGAGCAUGGAGCUGGUGGUCAUCAAAGGGGCUGAGGCUGAGGAGGAAGAGGAGGAAGACUGCUCCCAGGGCCAGCCUCUCCAGAAUGCGGUCAGCUCCCACAACAUUGGGAGGCACUGCAAAGGGAGCUGGGCCAGCAGCCGCCAGGUCUCCAAGGAGUGCCCUGGCUGCACCCACCUGGCUGCUCCUUCCCAGCACACCUUCGACAUAGAGCAUCCUCACCCCCAUCACCCCCAUCACCCUCACCACCACCACCACCAGGCCGGCGAGACUGGCUGGCGCCGGAAAAAGCUGGAGAGAAUGUAUAGCAUUGACCGUGUGUCAGAUGAUGUCCCCAUCAGAACUUGGUUUCCCAAAGAGAACCUCUUCACUUUCCAAACAGCUACAACAACUAUGCAAGCCAUCUCGGCAUUCAGGGGCUACGCGGAGAGGAAGAGGCGGAAGCGGGAGAAUGAUUCUGCGGCUCUAAUCCAGAGAAACUUCAGGAAGCAUCUGCGGAUGGUGGGGAGCCGCCGCAUGAAGGCGCAGACCUUUGCCGAGCGCCGAGAGAGGAGCUUCAGCCGGUCCUGGAGCGACCCCACUCCCAUUAAGCCCGAAAACCUCAAUGAUUCCCGAGAAAGCCAUGAGCUCCAGGAUUCCUGCUGUGCACUUGACAAGGGCGUUGACUUGAACUGGGAGGCAGAGAAAGAGCUUGAGGCUGCAGCCUGCAGUGGGGAAGACUUCAUCCCACCCAAGAUCAUGCUCAUUUCCUCCAAGGUGCCCAAAGCUGAGUAUGUUCCGACGAUCAUCCGCCGGGAUGACCAGUCCAUUAUCCCCAUCCUCUAUGAUCACGAGCAUGCCACCUUUGAUGAUAUUUUGGAGGAAAUUGAGAAGAAGCUGAACAUCUACCGGAAGGGCUGCAAAAUCUGGAAGAUGCUGAUUUUUUGUCAGGGCGGUCCAGGCCACUUGUACCUUCUGAAGAAUAAAGUUGCCACCUUUGCAAAAGUGGAGAAGGAGGAAGACAUGAUCUAUUUCUGGAAGCGGCUGGGCCACCUGAUGAGCAAGCUGAACCCAGAGCCAAACGUCAUUCACAUAAUGGGGUGCUAUGUACUUGGGAACCACAAUGGAGAGAAGCUGUUCCAAAAUCUGAAAAAUCUGAUGAACCCCUGUCGGGUUACUUUUGAAUCUCCUCUUGAACUCUCUGCUCAAGGGAAGCAAAUGAUCGAGACUUACUUCGAUUUCCGCCUUUACCGCCUCUGGAAGACCCGCCAGCACUCCAAGCUUUUGGAUUACGAUGACAUCUUGUGAGCCAAGCGAGCAGUGGCUGAGAGUGGGUUGGUUUUAUUGGAGUCCCAAGUGCCGUGCAGAGGGAAAGAGAGAGACCUUUUUGCAGGCACAGGGGAGGCCUUAGCAGCCCCGUCAGGGGUGGUAGUUUGUGCUGCAGAGCAAAACAGGAGUGUUGUCGGGACGUCGGGAGACUUGGAGCGUGCAGCCUGCUUACCUGGAGUGCAGUGUCUGAUGGAGGGAGCGCUGUUGGAAAAGGACAGGAUAGGAGUAUCCUCAUGGAACUGAGCUGAUUUUUUUGAUCACGAAGGGCCAAACUCAAUUGCAGGUCCUUUUUAAACAGACAUUCCAAGCUCAGGUUUUCUUAACUACAAAAACUCAACUGAUCAUCUUUUACCCCCGCCCCUUCUUCUCGUGCUACCAGAAUGGGGGAAGCAUCGCCUGUGUGCAAUGCCUUGUGGUUUCAUGUGCGGAUGUUGCCUCUUCUUUCGCAGGCAAAGGAACACCAUGCUCAACCCUGCGUGCUUUUGAGUUGUGAGGUCCGAAAUGGUCCGAAAUGGAUUAAAGGAAGUUCAGACUUUAAAA